Molecule: messenger RNA, 540 nt
Organism: Loa loa (African eye worm)
Lineage: Eukaryota; Metazoa; Nematoda; Chromadorea; Rhabditida; Onchocercidae
Exons: 4
Coding region: 118-540 (140 amino acids)
Source: RefSeq, a predicted model, not a curated record
CUAAUUCUAGGGAAUGGUCAGCCAAGAGCAUUUCAUGGCCUAGAUCAUGCUUACAUAUUCACAAAUGGUUACAGUAGUAAUUUACAUAUUGAACCCUUUAGUAGAAGAGAUCAACAAAUGGCUAAAAUGCUUUCAGCAAUGAUUACAAAUUUUGCUAAAUAUGGGAAACCAACACCAGUUGAAUGGAAUGGUUUCAAAUGGAUACCAUUUACAAAUGAAUCUGCUCAAUAUGCAAUCUUAGAUUUACCACCAAGGAAGGCAAUUGGUAGUUUACAUUGGCCAGCAACAAAUUUUUGGAAUAAAGAAAUGGCACUUUUCGAAAAAUUAUCAUUGCGUGAAAAAUCGGUGCAAACAUUAAGUGAGGAAUUAACUGCUGAUGAACGAUUACAGUUAGCUGCUUAUCGACGUGCAUGGUGGGCAUUAUGGUUACUUGUUGGUAUGAUUGCUUUGGUUAUUUGGGUCAGUAUUAUUUGCAUUGUUGUGACAAGAUGUCAUAGCCCUCGAGCCAAACCAUACAAUAAUAUUGUUGUUAACAGUUGA